AUGCGAUUGUCAUCUUUCCUUACGUUGGCCUGUGCAAUUGCAGCAUUCGUGCUCUCUCUUCUCUGUCUAUUUGCAGGCUCUAGCAAGUCUUUUCUUCAACAUGCAGAUCUGUUAACGCUCAACAUUUCUCGGAUCGGCCACACCAGUGUGUUCAAUACUUCGGACGGCAAUGGUGGCUUCCUUGACAAUUUGGUCAAUGACAUCGAAGGAGACCUCAACAGCCUCGUGAGCGACGUGACCUCAGACAUCGCCGAAGCCUUGGAUCUGCCCGACUUCUUCAAUGUCCAUUUGAUGGACUUCUGUGAAGGAUCCUACCAGCCCAAUGCCACCGUGCGCCAUGCUCACGAGAACAUCACCGACUGCUCCAACCGAACAACCUUGUUCCACUUCCAACCGACCAAAGUCAUCCAAGAAAAGCUCCCCAGUGGUGUCACCCUGGACGAUAUACACUGGCCACAGAAGAUCCAAGAUGCAGAGCAUGCCUUGAAGAUUGCAAGCAUAGCAAUGAUCGUGUUGUACAUCAUUGGCAUUGCAUUUGCGGGCAUUGCAGUGUUGACUGCGCUCUGGGGUAUUUGGACAGAUGGGCGGUUGUCAGCGAUGGUCAACUUCCUCGUUGAUAUGCUUGCCUUUCUCUCUCUGGGCAUAGCAUCAGCCAUAGCCACAGCAAUCAUUGUCAAAGCCGUGGACAGCAUCAACAAAUACGGCGACGAUAUCGGCAUUGCAGCAUAUAAAGGAUCGAGGUUUUUGGGUAUGACUUGGGCGGCGACUGUAGUGAUGCUUCUGGCAUCCAUUACAUCCAUAGCACAGUGCUGUACAGGGCGGCACAAACGGGACCGGUAUGGUGAGAAAGGGACGGCGUACCAGUACUGA
Capronia coronata CBS 617.96 is the source of this 870-nucleotide messenger RNA. RefSeq lists its product as uncharacterized. Gene Ontology annotation, biological process: fungal-type cell wall organization. The record is from RefSeq and is a predicted model, not a curated record. Gene Ontology annotation, cellular component: plasma membrane; cell cortex of cell tip. The coding region runs from base 1 to 870 and encodes 289 amino acids. The transcript is spliced from 3 exons. NCBI's taxonomy places the organism in Eukaryota, Fungi, Ascomycota, Eurotiomycetes, Chaetothyriales, Herpotrichiellaceae.